Molecule: messenger RNA, 682 nt
Organism: Brassica oleracea var. oleracea
Lineage: Eukaryota; Viridiplantae; Streptophyta; Magnoliopsida; Brassicales; Brassicaceae
Product: elongation factor 2-like
Exons: 2
Coding region: 294-536 (80 amino acids)
Biological process (GO): translational elongation
Cellular component (GO): ribonucleoprotein complex; cytosol
Molecular function (GO): GTPase activity; GTP binding; ribosome binding
Source: RefSeq, a predicted model, not a curated record
GAUGUUUAUAUGAUCAGUAGUACUGUUUCCUUUUAUGGUCUUUGUUGUUAUUUAUUUUUAUUUUUUGGUAAUCGAUCUGUCUCGUUUCUUUAGAUCUGAUCGUAGAAACGUUAGAUGAUGAAACUCAGAUAGGAUCAAAUUGCCUUGCUACUUACUAUACUUGUCUGUUAGCACAAGUUUCAGAAGAUUAUUUUGGUAUUAAAAUGUUUUUUUUCCUUUAAAUUAACUUGUAGGUGAAGUUUACGGCCGAUGAGCUUCGUAGGAUUAUGGAUUACGAAUAAAACAUCCGUAAGAUGUCCGUUAUUGCCCAUGUCGACCAUGGUAAAUCCACCCUGACAGACUCCUUGGUUGCUGCUGCUGGUAUCAUUGCGCAAGAAGUUGCUGGUGAUGUCCGUAUGACUGAUACUCGUGCUGACGAGGCUGAACGUGGCAUCACCAUCAAGUCCACGGGUAUUUCUCUCUACUACGAGAUGACCAAUGCUUCCUUGAAGAGCUUCACUGGCGCCAGAGAUGGGAACGAGUACCUGGACACCUAAUAAUGGACAGAGGAUUACAUUUGCUGAAGUCAUUGAAAACGAGUGGUUUAAUAAAGGGCAUAAGACCAUGAUUAACCUGAGUUUGUUAACUGCUGUUCUUAGCUUCUAGUUUUUAACUAACAAAAUCUAAUAACCAUCUCUUAUAA